GAGCCGCGCGGGCGGGCGGCGCAUGCGCGGGCGGGCGGGGCCGCGCCUGGGUUCCUGCCUGGCGCCGCAGCUCCGGCGCGGGGCGGCCCGCAGUUCCGGCUGAAGAAACGAACUCGAUCUACAUGUGCUUCACUACUCCUUGGAAGAAUGACAGAUGACAAAGACGUGCUUCGAGAUGUGUGGUUUGGCCGAAUACCAACCUGCUUCACGCUGUAUCAGGAUGAGAUAACCGAAAGGGAAGCUGAGCCUUACUAUUUGCUUUUGCCAAGAAUAAGCUACUUGACACUGGUAACAGACAAAGUGAAGAAACAUUUUCAGAAAGUUAUGAGACAAGAAGAAAUUAAUGAAAUAUGGUUUGAAUAUGAAGGUACACCACUGAAGUGGCAUUACCCGAUUGGUUUGCUCUUUGAUCUCCAUGCAUCAAAUACAGCCCUUCCUUGGAACAUCACAGUGCAUUUCAAGAAUUUUCCAGAAAAGGAUCUUCUACACUGCCAUUCUAAGGAUGUGAUUGAAGCUCAUUUUAUGGCUUGCAUAAAAGAAGCAGAUGCUUUAAAGCACAAAAGUCAAGUCAUCAAUGAGAUGCAAAAAAAGGAUCAUAAGCAACUGUGGAUGGGGUUACAGAAUGAUAAAUUUGAGCAAUUUUGGGCUAUAAAUCGAAAACUCAUGGAGUAUCCUCCAGAAGAUAAUGGAUUUCGAUACAUCCCAUUUAGAAUUUAUCAGGCAACAACAGAGAGACCUUUUAUACAGAAGCUGUUUCGACCAAUUGCUUCAGGAGGACAAUUGCAUACUUUGGGAGAUCUGCUAAAAGAUGUGUGUCCUAGUGCUAUCACCCCUGAAGAUGGAGAGAAGAAGACACAAAUCAUGAUUCAUGGAAUUGAGCCGAUGCUGGAAACACCAAUACAGUGGCUAAGCGAACACAUGAGCUAUCCAGAUAAUUUUCUUCACAUUAGUAUCAUUCCCCGACCUACUGAUUGAACCUUGGCUGUAUUGGUAUGAGGAUCAUUCUCAAGCUGGAAUUAUAAGGACACAUUAACUUCUUGCUUCAGUCAGUCUUGAGAGAGGCAGCCUGACCAGAAAAAAAAAAGAAAAAGAAGCAAAACAAGAAGUCCUCACUGCUGCAAGCCAAACAGGAAGAGAGAUCCUAUCAUCAGAUAAGGGCAAUUGGGCUGAUCUUAUUUUGCAUCACCACUGCUUUUCUUCACCGCUGUAAUUAAACUUCAGUUGCGAUAUGAAAGAAUUUACAGGACCUCUGCAAGUCUGCUGUUUUCUUGUAAAAUAUAAUGAAGCUGAAACUGUCAGCCGAAGAGCAAAUGGAAAUAUGCCACUCGAUUGUAUUUCUGAUUAACAAAUAAACAGGGCUAUUUCCUAAAGCGGUAGUGUUUCAACUUUGAGAGUGGAAACAUUGGUUUAAUUUUCUAGAAAGUUAGACACUGAGAGAUUUAGUUACCAAUAGCUUUUUGUAAAAGAUCAAAUUACUGUAAACCCAUCUUUCCUUAAUGAGAAUUUCAUGUUUACAGUAUGUGUAUUCGUAUGCAAAUGAUCUUUUAACUUUGAUAACAAGCAGUGAGAGAUUUUAAAAGUAAACCCAUGGCAUGUUUUGUCAUUUAAAAACAUGCACAACUUAAUAAUUUACAAAUACUUUUGAUUUGUAUGCUGUCACUGAGUACUCCAGUGUGUUUAUUAUUCCAACCAGUUUUCAUAGACUAGCAAUGAUGUGGGAUAAUUUGUCUCAGGAUUUGUCAUGGCAUUUCUUUGUUUUCAUCUAAUUUUUUUCUGUGAGAAUAUUUUCUUACAUUAGUUUAAAAAGUUUAAAAAAAAAAAAAAAGUAAACGGAUGUUGCAAACUAUUGUAUCCUGCUGUUUAUUCCCAUAGAACAGAAAACAGUUAAAUCAUAGAAUGAUGAACAGAUGUAUUACUUUUUAAUAAUUCUGAGUUUUGGAAAGCUGAGACUUUUCCAAGCUAAUACUUCCCUGCAUCUGAGUUUAGUUUUCUACUGUGGUCCCUGGGCAAUCAAUCUGAAAUUUGAAAGGUUAGAAUCUCAUUGCACAGAUUUUUACUUAUUUUAGCAGAUGUAUUUUUAGGUUACUGGGUUGCUUUGUUUUCUAAAUGUUUCUUACCAUUACAGCUGCUACUAGGACCCUACCGUUUUUUGUGUUAUGUUGAAUUCAUCAAACUAUGUGCAGUGUUGCUUUGUCUGCAGUUUCUGGUUGUUUGUGGCACGAGACUAUGUUUAUAGUAGACAUAUUAUCAAGUAUGUCAAAUAUUAUCAAAUAUAAAGAAAGCAUGACAUUUCUCUAUCAAAAAGAGUAGCUGUUGAAGUACCUACUUAAAAUUUUGGCUUGCAAAUGUCACGAUAACUGCCACUGUUAUUCUCAUUCUGCUUUCUUUCUGUUCUCCCUUUAUGGGAGGAUGCUUACCUGUUGCUGAAAAAAGAACAAAAUGGAAAUCAAUCAAACAAACAAAAACUCUUUUAGAAGCAUGGGGGAGGGAUCUCUCUGGGUGAGGAUAGAACUGAGGCUAGAAAAGCCCAAAGGGCAGAAAAAUGUCAAUAGAAUAGAUUAGAUCGUGUUUUAAAUGUAAAUGAGGAAAUGGCAUUAAGGAAAAGGAAGGGAAAAAAAAAGUAAUAGGGAAAUAAACAUAUGCUGUAUUCUGCAGGUCAUGAAUAACCUUUUAAAAGAAACGAAACAUGCUGAUCUGUGUUUAUGCAGAAUUGAAAUAUAAUAUUCUUAUAGGGGGGUGAUUUGGUUGAAUUAUUCUAAUUUCCAGUUCUGUUUGGAAUUUCUGGUAUGGUGCUGGAUUGGCAUUUAUAAACUUUCAUAGGCAGGCACAUCUAAAUAUUCUGGAGAAUCUCAAAGUCCUGCCAGUGGAUAAAGCAAAUAUUUUGUAGUCUUCAUAUUGAGGAAAAGAAAGUCUUUUGUAGAAUUAAUUUUUCCAUUAAUCAGGAUGAUGUUAUAAGAGGCAGUGCAUUAAAAAGCGUAAAGAUUGUUUCCUUCAUUUGAAGGUAAACUGGGGUAGGUCGCUGGCUAUUUUAAUGCAUGUUACACCAGCAGUUUAAGUAGAGAGUGCUCUUCUCGUGGCCCUUAUUUGCUAGUAAAUCCAACUUUAAAGGCCUAGCGUGAAACAAACAAAUAGCUUGGCUUUAAAACAUACUCGUUCCUAUUAAAUUAUUUAAACUUUAUUAAAAAAAAAUAGAACAAAGUUUGAGUCUGUCCUUAUUUCCAGCUAAAUAAGGAUUCUUGUCAUGGGGUGACAAAGCAUUUAAUUAAUACUUAAGAAGCAAAAGCUGCUUAAAGAGCUGGUUAGGUGAUGUGUCUAAACAAAAGGACUACAUCACAAAAAUGAACUGGAGUCUUUGCUACCUGAUUCUAAUCACAUUUCUAUACUUUCUGCUGCUUAGUGGGUGAAUAACAAUAGCAACAGGAGGUGCAUUGUGGCUUAAUUAAAUACUUCACUUUGAAAUGCUGCAACUUCAAGAACAAAACAAAAAAACAGAUCUGGUCUAAAUUGUUCAGAAACUGAAAUAGUGCUCACUAAACUUAUUUCAAUGCUAAUGAAUAGCGCCAGGUACACACACACACACAUACAUUCCUCUACCUUGAGAAUUUAAGCGCAUCCAGUGAGUCAGUUAAAGCACAAUUUUAGAGCAAGAAGCAGAGCUUGUUGUUCACUGUAUUUCACGUUUGGCAAUGGCUACUUCAGUUUUUGAAUACUCGAUGAAGAAAGAGUGAAUUUUCCAGUGCUUUCUUUGAUCUUUGAUACCACUGACUGUCACUCAGCAUGCUGUCAAUCAGCACACAAAACCAUGCCUUUUCAUUAAAAGCUAGAAAUUGAUUAUUUUACUUUUAUUUUCCAUGAAUUCUUUGGCAAAAAAAAAAAAAAGUAAGAGCACAGAAAAUAAAUUCAUACAGGUAAAAAGAAAAAAUCAGAGGACCUUGCCACUACUGGGAAGAAAUUGUACUUGGUAUUUGAAGGAUGGAUAACUGUGAAAAAUGAAGAAUUAGGAAAGGUGCACAAUUGAAUAUACAGACAGUGCAUAGGGACAAAUAAGGAUUUCUGCUCGAAAAGGCAUAGCAAGAACUAGGUAAUCAUGCAAUGUUGUGUUAUGCUGCUAAAGCACACGUAAUUCUGGUUUCACAUUAAGCACAGAAAAAUCAGAAAAGGGGGGAAAAUUAUUUGUCGGCAGGGGCAGUAGUUCUCCAGUGGGAUAUUGUGUGCAGUUCUGAGCUCCCAUGGGCAAGAAGGAUAAAUUCAGACUGGAAUAGGGACAGUGCUGCUUUAGUGGCAGAAAUGCAAAUACUGCUGGGAAUACAUAGUGGUGUGAUUAGGGAAUCUUGCAGGAAUGUGAAGAAAUAAUAAGUCUUAAGGACAAAUAAAACAAAGGAACAUGCACUAGGAAUCAACCAUUAAUAAACUUACAGAAGGGAAAACUACUGAGCUACUUCCAGUUACUUCACCACCACAGGUUUUAGGUGCGGUGGAACAAGCCAAUGUGAGGUUAAUUACAAAAAUGGCAAGAGACUCGGUGACUGGGAAAAUCCUUUCCGUUCUGUGUCGUGACAGCCAGAUAUCUAUCAGCUGAUGAAGACUCUUGAUCAUCGCUUCCAGUAUUUAUAUGCUGCACAAUUAUGGCAUUUUUUCAUUUCCUUUCAUGAUGAGUGAAAAUCCAUGUCUGUGCAGUGAUGGUAACUUGUGUUUUUUUUUUGAUUUCGAUGUUUUGGAAAACGCAUGUCAGCUGCAGAAGUGUAUUAGCGCCCUCUUUGAAGACUUUUAGGACUAAAAAGUCACCCUGCACUUUAGGGAGUGUUUUAAGCAAAUAUCACAACUUGCCAGUGGUAGUUUAGCAAAUCAAGGGGCUUGAUAAGAAGAGAACAGAUGAAUUCCUUUUGUGGGUGCUUUUCAGAUUGAAUGUUAUUUGUAAUAAUGAUUUUAAACUCUUGAAACAAUCUAGAUGUUUGCCUGCAAAUUCAGCAGUAGCAUAGAGAAUGUAUUUACUCAUGUGGUACUCCAUGCAAUUAUGCAACCAGUCUGAACAUCUGCAUCAACAUAAUACUAAUAUUGAUGCAAUCAAGUUGUGCUAGAGGGGGUGGUUGAGAGGGCUCCUGUGAGUGCCAUUGUUCUGGUGUUGCACACAGAUCGGGUGUGGAGUUUGAGUGCCUCUCUGGCUUGUGCUACUGCUUUUUCCAAACUUUGGCCUUCUAGCAAAACCGAAAUUACUCUGUAAGAUGUUUACUGAGAAAAUAACGUUUUUCAGAUCUGUUUUAGCAGUCCCUGCUUAUUUGGAUGGGAAGGAGAUUCCCGAGGUGAUUUGCACAGAGGCUUUUACAAUAUGGUAUCACACAGAAUGCAUUUCUGCAUUAAAGCAGGUAGGUAUCUGUUGUGUGCUAAAAUUUCUGGUUUUGAGACAGGGAUGGUGACAUUUCAAAAUGUCAUGCUAACCCUGACUAAUAUCUUCUUAGAGAGGUAAAAAAGAUGUGAAGUUUCAAAUGCUCAGAAGUAGAUUUCAGAUCUCUGUACUUUUAAGUCAUACCAUCAAAUUUGCUUGUAGAAGAGGAGUUUAAAGUGAGAUGUUUUCUUUCUUUCCCUCACCGUUCAUGUCUCCAAGAUUCAAGUAAUGAAUUUAACUGUGAAAUGAAACAUCAGCUUCUCUAAAUGGUAGAUUGAAGAACACACAAGAAUACAAAACUUUUUUCAAAUACAAGUAUGCAAACAGAUAAAUGGAGAUAAGUUUCGUGUAGUUCAGGCUUUUAUGGGUAUAAGACUGCAGUUAUAUGAAAUUUUUCCACAUGGUUUUAAUAAUACUGGAUAAAAAUGCUGAGGUAGAAGAGAGGUAGUCGUGAUAAAGCUGGAGGUUGGCGGAGCUCUACUUUACUGCACUUGAAACUGCCAAAAUGCGUCAGAUUUUAAAAUAGCACUUUCCAUUGAAGAUGUUUAAAGCCUUAAUCCUUGCAUCAUUUCACUAAUAUAGGUCAACAGAUAUAAUAAAAUGAAUACGUUGUGGGAACAAACGUGUGAUCUAGUUACUAACACACAUUAUAUUCUUAGUCUUCAUGGUAAUUGUGAGUAUUGUAAGGUGGAAAGGGUAAAACUGCUACGUGAUUUAUUUUGCACCUCCCAGAAUUUGGAGGAUCGCUUGUAGGACUGUGUUUUGCAAGUUCACAUGCGCGUCGUAACCGCUACUAGAAGUUCGAUCCUCCUUCAAAGAAAGCGGAGCUGUGCUGAGGGAAAAAAAAACAACAGUAGUAUUGUUUGCUAAACCUUCCCGUCCACCCCCCAUCCACCCUGUUUAGUUGCCCUUUUCAUACACACCAGGUGAUUUUAAGAGAGAAAUAGCAUUCUUGUUUGCUUUGCGAUUUGUUACAAAAACACAAAACCUGCUACAGGAUUUUUGCACCUGCUUUGAUGUGAAUGAAGCCUUCGGUGGGUGCCUUACAAGCACAAGGCAGGCGGAGAAAGUGCUCGUGUACCAAAUGCAAAGCUGCUGGUGGCUUAGUGCACGCAUGCCAUAGGUACGUGCCAUAGGAUAUUUUGGGUCUGGUGUGGCUCAGUGAAUAGGAGACUGGGGUGAGAGCAGGGAUGUGGGCUGGAUUCCCAAUGCUGAAGCUGCUGUACA
Messenger RNA from Cygnus atratus (black swan), 6610 nucleotides. RefSeq names its product autophagy related 5 (gene ATG5). The coding region runs from base 148 to 975 and encodes 275 amino acids. Gene Ontology annotation, biological process: autophagy of mitochondrion; nucleophagy; autophagosome assembly. Lineage: Eukaryota; Metazoa; Chordata; Aves; Anseriformes; Anatidae. Gene Ontology annotation, cellular component: Atg12-Atg5-Atg16 complex; cytoplasm; phagophore assembly site membrane. The record is from RefSeq and is a predicted model, not a curated record. The transcript has 8 exons.